Messenger RNA from Trematosphaeria pertusa, 984 nucleotides. RefSeq lists its product as uncharacterized. The coding region runs from base 1 to 984 and encodes 327 amino acids. Lineage: Eukaryota; Fungi; Ascomycota; Dothideomycetes; Pleosporales; Trematosphaeriaceae. The transcript has a single exon. The record is from RefSeq and is a predicted model, not a curated record. Gene Ontology annotation, molecular function: arylformamidase activity.
AUGUCCUCCAUUUUCGACACAUCCUACGACUCUCUCCCCGACAAAAAGCGCGUCUGGCUAGGCACUCCAGGAAGUCGCGAAGAGGGACUAGGCAGACUGGCAAUCAUAACACCCGACAUCGUCGCCAAAGCCGCGUCGCAGGAGAUACGCACAGGAAAACGCGUGACCCUGAACUGGGAGCUCACCAAACUCGAAACAGCAGCUUUCAACCGCCAGCCAUGCGAACAUAAAAUCGUGCCGUUGUUGGACGGGUUCGCGUUCGACGACAUCUACACAUUCAAUCCACAGCAGAGCAGUCAAUGGGAUGGGCUGAGGCACUUCUCGCAGCCGAUUCCAGGAACGGAAGGGAAGAACGUAGAGGACCGCGUUUUCUAUGGCGGGACGACGGCCUCGGAGAUUCUGGAUAGGAAGAAUGAUCGCAUUGGACUGCAGCACUGGGCGAAGGAAGGCAUAGCAGGGCGCGGAGUGUUCAUCGACUACGCGGCAUGGGCGGAAAAGAAAGGCAUCCAGUACUCCACGUUUUCUACACAUGAGGUCAAACUCGUGGAUAUCGAAGAGAUAGCGAAGGAAUGUAACAUCACCUUCCAAAAAGGCGAUAUCCUCUUCGUCCGGAUCGGAGUCACGAAGGAAUGGGACACCAUCAUGACGCUGGAACAGAAAUCUGCUUACGCCUCGUCACCCUCGCCGCAGCAUGCCGGCGUCGAAGCAUCGCAGGAUGUGCUGCGCUGGAUAUGGGAUAACGGGUUCGCUGCAGUAGCUGGCGAUGCUAUCUCCUGGGAAGUGUAUCCGCCAAAGGAUUCGAAUCUGUUCCUGCAUGAGUACUUGCUAGCGGGGUGGGGCAUGCCGAUUGGGGAAAUGUUCGAUCUUGAGGAGUUGAGUCGGCUGUGCGCCGCUGAAAAAAGAUGGUCGUUCUUCGUGGCUAGUACGCCGCUGAAUAUGCCAGGUGGUGUGUCCAGUCCACCGAAUUGUAUGGCGAUCUUCUGA